AUGGCGCUUCCUCACCAAGGCUCUCGGGCCUCACCACCCAUCCAAGACAUCCCUCUUCACGACAUCGAGGCCCCCCGGGAUCAGGAUUCCCCAUACUACUACUCCCGCUCCCGCUCCGCCCGGAGCCAUUCCCCGGGCGUCUCCGAGAAGCUGGACGACUUCUUCGACGAUUGGCAGACGCACAUCGAUCGCGCCUUCACCAACUUCCUGGUCGCCCUCACCCCGAGUUUUUGGCAACAUUUGGUGGGCGGCGAACCCCCCGAGGCUGGCCGCCUCCAUGCCAUCGCCGCCCUGGACGGUCUGCGCGGCUGGGCCUGUCUCUUGGUCUUCAACUUCCACUUCCUCUUCACCUACACCUGGAAGGUCGCCGUCGGCUGGGGGUUCAACGGCGAAAACUACAGUCUCUGGCAGCUGCCCAUCUUCCAUAUGGUCGUCUCGGGCCAUAUCAUGGUCGCCAUCUUCUUCGUCAUCUCCGGCUACGUCCUCUCCUACAAACCCAUCAAGACCAUCCGCAGUCGCAUGUUCGAUCAGACCUUCCUCACCCUGGCCUCCUCCACCUUCCGCCGCGGCCUGCGCCUCUACGUCCCCGCCAUUGUCGGCUUGGCGACCGUCUUCAUCGCCGUGCGCAUGGGCUUCUACAACUACUCCUUUGGCGUCAUCAAGGAGGGUCACACCAUCCAGGGCACCAACGAACAACACCCGGAGCUGAUGGAGCUCCUCUACGACCAGUACUGGGACUGGCACCUGACGAUCAUGAACCUCAUGAACCCCUGGAACUGGGCCCUCUACUACAACUACUACAACCCGCACCUCUGGACCAUCCCCGUCGAGUUCCGCUGCUCCAUCGUGCUCUUCCUCACCAUCCUGGCCACCUCCCGCACCAAGACCGUCGUCCGCCUGUCGCUCGUCAGCGGCCUGAUCUGGUUCUGCAUGCGCUGGGGUCGCUGGGACGUCGUGCUCUUCCUGAGCGGCAUGCUCCUGGCCGAGGCCGACCUGAUCCACGGCACCUGGGAGCGUCCGCCCCGCCCGGCCGACGGCUCCGACCCCGACGACGGUGUCGCGCUCCCCCGCUCCCUCCAGCAGCUCGCCCGCUACCUCGCCAGCCGCAAGCUCUGGAUCGGUCUGUUCCUCGUCGGCCUCUACCUGGGCUCCACCCCCAACACCGGCUGCCGCUGGACCCCCUUCUACAUGUGGACCUACCAGGUCAUCCCGGAGACCUACCCCGAGCCCCACCGGUUUCCCCAGACCAUCGGGGCCGUGCUCAUCGUCUGCAGCAUCAACCACUCCAGGGAGAUCCAGAAGCUGUUCACCAACGGACUCUCGCAGUACCUCGGCAAGAUCUCCUUUGCCUUUUACAUCGUCCACGGACCCAUCCUCCACUCGCUGGGCUACUCCCUCAUGCCCAACAUCUGGAGCCUCACGGGCAAGGAGACCAAUUUUCAGUACUGCCUGGGCUUCCUCAUCGGCUGGAGCAUCUGCCUCCCCAUUUCCAUCUGGGCGGCUGAUAUCUUCUGGCGCGCCGUUGACAUUCCGAGCGUCAAAUUUGCGCGCUGGGUCGAGAGCCAAGUCAUGAUCAAGGGUCCAGCCCCGCCGCCCCCUAAUCCCAACCCCAACCGAUCAGUUUAA
Molecule: messenger RNA, 1626 nt
Organism: Aspergillus candidus
Lineage: Eukaryota; Fungi; Ascomycota; Eurotiomycetes; Eurotiales; Aspergillaceae
Product: acyltransferase family protein
Exons: 1
Coding region: 1-1626 (541 amino acids)
Biological process (GO): polysaccharide biosynthetic process
Cellular component (GO): membrane
Molecular function (GO): acyltransferase activity, transferring groups other than amino-acyl groups
Source: RefSeq, a predicted model, not a curated record